Capsicum annuum is the source of this 1544-nucleotide messenger RNA. RefSeq names its product RHOMBOID-like protein 1. Gene Ontology annotation, biological process: proteolysis. Gene Ontology annotation, cellular component: membrane. The transcript has 6 exons. Gene Ontology annotation, molecular function: serine-type endopeptidase activity. Lineage: Eukaryota; Viridiplantae; Streptophyta; Magnoliopsida; Solanales; Solanaceae. The record is from RefSeq and is a predicted model, not a curated record. The coding region runs from base 254 to 1417 and encodes 387 amino acids.
AUUAAAUAUAUUCAAAGGGUACUUGUUAGAUGGAGGAGUACUACAAAAGGUGAAGAGUGUAAGGAAAGUCGGACGGCUCGUCGGCAAAGAAAUCAAAAACAUCUUUGUAUAUAUCAAUUCUUCUUAGACUUUUUCCUCUCUUCUAUACGACGUUAACUCCUUUUCUUCUCUACCCAUCUUUGAACAAUCGGAAAACUAACUUUCCGGCAGCAUUCUUGAUUUUCCGGCAUAGCAUUCUUGAUUUUCCGGCGAGAUGGCCGGAGGAGUACCCCCACAAAGGGAGAUCCAAAUCCAGGUCCAUUCAAAGAAAGGGGGUAACUCAGUAUACCCAGUAGAGCCAGCUACAACAACAGCUGGAGGAGGAGGAGGACCUACUGGUGUUUAUAGAGAAAUUAAGCAUUUCAAGAAGUGGUUUCCAUGGUUGAUACCAACUUUUGUUGUAGUUAAUAUAGUGACAUUUUUUGUGACCAUGUAUAAGAAUAAUUGCCCCAAAAACUCUGUUUCUUGUUUUGCUGGAUUCUUGGGUAGGUUUUCUUUUCAGCCUUUCAGUGAAAAUCCUCUUCUUGGACCUUCUUCCAACACACUGGAGAAGAUGGGUGCUUUAAACGUGAAUAAGGUGGUCCACGAACAUCAAGGGUGGCGCCUUAUUACUUGCAUGUGGUUGCAUGGUGGAGUUUUUCAUUUACUGGCCAACAUGCUGAGUCUUCUAGUGAUUGGCAUUCGGCUGGAGCGAGAGUUUGGAUUUGUGCGCAUUGGUCUGCUCUAUAUCAUCGCUGGACUUGGUGGCAGCUUGUUCUCAGCUCUAUUUAUUAAGUCAAAUAUAUCUGUUGGUGCUUCUGGUGCACUUUUUGGGUUGCUGGGGAGCAUGCUUUCUGAACUCAUAAUCAAUUGGACUAUAUAUGCUAAUAAGAUUGCAGUUUUAGCGACCCUUGUGGUCAUCAUUGUUAUAAAUCUAGCGGUUGGACUUCUCCCGCAUGUUGACAACUUCGCUCAUAUUGGAGGAUUUGUGUCUGGUUUUCUUCUUGGUUUCGUAUUUCUGAUCCGGCCCCAGUUUGGUUGGGUGAGCCAGAGAUAUGCAUCGAACGCAUAUUCGACAUCAGCUAAACCUAAAUUCAAGGUGUAUCAGAUGGUCCUAUGGGUUAUUUCUCUUGUUCUUCUGAUAAUUGGGUUCACUAGUGGCUUGGUCAUGCUUUUCCGCGGAGUAGAUUUGAAUGAUCAUUGUUCCUGGUGCCAUUAUAUGAGUUGUCUACCCACUUCAAAGUGGAGUUGCAAAACAGAGCCUGCUUUUUGUAUGUCCGAGCAAACGAGUAGCCAACUCACGUUGACGUGCUCCAACAGUAACAAGACGAGAUCAUAUCCUUAUUCGAAUCUAAGCACGUCUCAGAUCCAGGGGCUGUGUAGUCAGCUCUGCCGUUGAUUAGCCAUCACUUGCAAUUUAUUUGUAAAUUGAUGUUUUUUCAGAAAUUAUACACUAACAUUUGAUCAACAGUUAUGUUUGUUUGUAUUGGAAAAUAUUCUUAUAUAGUAAAAAAUUACACGGUUCA